Messenger RNA from Nylanderia fulva, 11552 nucleotides. The record is from RefSeq and is a predicted model, not a curated record. NCBI's taxonomy places the organism in Eukaryota, Metazoa, Arthropoda, Insecta, Hymenoptera, Formicidae.
CACUCGUCCGGGGACUACCUCAGUCAGUGAGGUGGUGUUCGCCAGUCGUGUGUGGUGUGCGUGGCUCCUCGUGGUGUCUCUUCUUCUGCUUCCACCUCCUGCACCCAUCUGCGGCAUCGUCGUCCUGGAGUUAGACCAGAACCAGGAUUCUGGCCUCGUGGAUCAAGAGCGAACCCCUUAAAGGAAUCGCUCUUUCGCUCGCUACCUCUUUGUGUCUUUCUCUUUUUCUCUCUUGGUGGCUCCGGUAGCCUUGACGGGCGCCAGCCAGACUGGACACCAGGCGUUUAACCCGGCCUGGCCUGGCAAACACACGUGCGUGAAGGAGACACUCGCGAAUUCGUCUUGGGAAGGAAAUUCUUCGAAUCCAAUAAGGGUUUGACGGUGAGAAAACGACAGAAUGUGCCAUCGGUGAUCGUCGGGUGCGCGUGGCGAGUGUCGAAAGGAUGUCCACGACGGAUGUGGUCCACAUCGUGCAGCAGGGAGCUGAUGAAGACCAGAGGAGGCUGAAGGCUGAUCUACAGUACCUGAGAAGAAGGGGACUGCUCAAGGCGUCCGGCAGCAACGGCGGCGAGCUAUCCCAUCAAGGACGCAAAUGCGCGCGAUGCGGCGCGCCGUUCGGUAGAUUUUACAACACCGGCGCGAGGUGCACGCGUUGCAGACACCGCGUGUGCAGGCAGUGUCGCACCGAGAUCGGAAACGCAACGGCCGACAAAGAGACCGAGUGGAUCUGCAACAUUUGCUACAAGAUCGCAGAAUUACACUUGGUUACUGACAAGUGGAUGUACGAAAGUCCAGUUUCCAGUGGAUCCGUGAACGAGAAAACAUCGUCCUUUCCAGUAGACAUACUAAAUCGUAGCAUCCGACGAGCUUGGACGAUUAAUGGUCCUCCGAUACGUUGGUCAGCUGCGAGAAAAUCCCCGGAACUGCGCUUGUAUCGAAGUCUGCCGUCCCGUCAUCAAGACUAUCGAGAGCCGCUGGAUGACUCGGGCUUCGACGAUAGAACAUUGUCGAAACUCGAAGAUGCGCGAGAGGACAGGGACUGCAAGGACGUCGAGGACACGGAGGACUGCGCGAAUGUAGACGAAACGCUCGAGAAGAGCGCGUCGAUUAAUGAACGAACGAAACGCGAGAAAUCGACCGGUAAAUCCGAGGACGAAGUGUCAUCGCCGGACGCGGGAAAAUUCAGCAAGAAGAGGGAGCGAUCGGGCAAGGAACAGGAGGAGUCCUCGCAGGAGCACAACGCCCCGAGAAUCUCCCUGAUAAAACCGCCGAGGAUACUUGCGAAAUUCAUAUCGUCCGAGACGAAACCGAGCCCGACGAAGCAUGGCGAGAGGAAGUCGAAUAUUCCUAUUUUCAGGAGGAGCUCCAAGGAAUUCGAGGACAUCCGAAGUCCACAGGAGUCGCCCAAGCGAUCGCUCAUCCCUCAGAGAUACAGAGGAAGCACCGAUGACUUGCGUCGCAGUCGCGAGGACAUAAGCGUACCGAGUCUGAUCCCGAAAUUGUUGUCCUCCCGCAGCAAGGAGGAGCGAUUGAAACGGCAAGACAGCAAGGACGACAUUCGUUACUCAUCGAAAUCAGGACGAAAGGAGGAGACCAAGUCCUCGUCGCUCGUCAUCGGCAAGGACGAAGCCGGCAAAUUGGGAAUAAGGAUCUUUCGCCGCGACAAUAGUCGCGAAGACGUGGGCAGAGACGGCACCAAUCUGAUCAAGGAAUCCGCGAAAGGCAAGCAGCAGGAGAAGCAAGAAAGAGUGGAGAACGUGGGCGGCACAACGAGAUCGAGAGUCGGAGUCGAGCAGAGCAGAACGAGGUGCGAGGACGGCAGGAACGACAUCGAGGAACUGUCAUCGAGCAACGAGGCGGCGAUCGAAGCCUCGUCUCUCGAACAGCAUGAAAUAAUAUUGCUGGACGACGCGAGGAUGCUCGACGUCGUCGUCUCGGAGGACAGCACCCAGGACGAGCGGAUGCGAGACCGGGACACGAUGGUCAUGGGCGAGGAAGUGAUAAACGAGAAGCGUUUGCUGGCGACUCCAGAAUCGCUCGAGUCAGUUGUGGAGAACGAUAAGGAGCGGAACAAUAAUGAGGAGGAGACGAGGAACACCGCCGAUCGAUUGUUGGACGUCGGCAGCGACGCAGGUGACGUCAUUGGUGAAAGAAAGGGCCCGCUGGAGAUCGGCUAUGGAAAGAGGACGGACGAGUUCCAAGUGGUGCGGCGAAAAUUCUCCAAGGAAGAAUUCUCGAAUCCAGACGACACCGACGACACUCCGAAUAAGCGUUGUUCAAGCCAUUUGUCGCCGGAAGCGAGUCCGCUGAGCACGAGAUCUUCGAGAUACAGUCCUCGGGAGAGCGAAAGCGAACCCACUCCUGCAUUGCCACGUAAAACCGGAGGAGACUCCUGCUCUGCGUCCCAAAGGAUACGCGACACCAUUACGAGAACCAGGAGGGAAUCCAACAGUAGCACGAGAUACGAGAGCAGCGGUAGCGAGAGUGUCAGAUUAAGCGAGACCGGCUUGCACGGAUACGUGGAGCUGGCCAGGAAGGUGAAAUUUUUCGGUGGUAAUGGCAGCGGCGCGAUUUCGUCGAUGAUCGGCGGUGACGAGAUGGUGCAACGUGACAGUGCAACGAGUGCAGGCGAGGAUGAGAGCAACAAGGACGGCCACGAUAGAACAGGCUCGCUUCCUUCCCAGGGAAGGACAAUGCUGCGACGAAGACGGCAAUUCGAUGCUCAAGGUUCGCGACGACGCGGAAGGUCGCACGCGAGAUCGUCCUGUUGCGCCAGCGAGGACCUGCAGAGCCUGCAGACGUUGAACCUGAUCGGCCGCGGAGGUCGACAGCGCAGUCCCAAUCCGCUCGGUCCGGAGCAGGCAGCAUCCGCGGUCGACUACAGGAGGCUCGUGUUCAUCAGCUCGGACUCGUCGUCCGGUCGAGAGGAGGACGACGCCGACAGCAGCUGCUCGAGCUCGUCCUACCUGAACGGGCUGCCGCGCAACGGCGGCCAUCAUCAUCAUCAUCAUCAUCAUCAUCACGCGCAGUCGCUCGAGGACUGCGACUGGGACUACUUCGAGAGCGGUUCUCUGCCGCUGCCGACGACGCCGACCGUCACCGUCCCAGCGGACGUCAUCAACGUCGGCCAGGACGUCUGGAGUUGCUGUCCGGGACGUGGCUCCGCCGCCUGCCAGGCUUGUGGCGGCUCCCGAAGCGCGAACGUGCUCCCGGUGCCGGUGCCGAUCCCGGUCCCGGUCCCGUAUCCCGUGCCGGUACCGGCCGCCCUGUGGACCGGCGACUUCGCGGCGGCCGCGUCAUCGAUGAUAAGCCGCGGCGAGUCGAGCCACGCCGAGUCGGGAACCCUGAGGUUACGCGGCGACCCGGCUGCACCCUGGUUCGCCUGGCACCCUCGUUUCAACCAGCCGUUACAUGGCGCGCGUCUGGACCCUCGGCUCGCCGGCACCUUCGACCCGACGACCUGCACCUUCCAUCCACCGGAGCAGAUGAUGACCCCAAGGCUGUACGGGCCGAUAACCGAGACGUCGGCGAACCCUGAAGCUUCCCAGGACGUGAGAGACGAAGCGAAAAUCGUGUCGAGGACCGAGGAGGUCCUCAGGAAAGAGGAGAAGAAUAAAUCCGAUUGUUCCAUCGUGAAGAGUAGAUUGGAAGAGGCGAAGAGCUUGAAAGAGGAAUGCAAAAGGGAUGACGAGGAGGUUGAAGAAGGCAACGAGGAGGCAGCCUGCGAGGACUCCUUGUCGUCGUCCUUCGAGAGAAGCGGGAUGUAUCAGCAUUCGCGAGAGGACUCGGGCAGCUCGUCCGGAAGAUCGUCGGCUGACAGCAGCGACCUUGAAGAGGACUCGAGCUCGCCGCACAGGUUCUCCAAGGUGUUUGUGGUGAACGACGAUUCGCUCACCAGCGACAACGACAUCGAGGAUAACGCGGAGGACGAUUCGGAUUUCGCGGCCGAAGGCGGCGUGACCUUGAAACGCGUCAGCGCGAUUCCCGAACAGGAGCCGGUGGUGCUGCAACACGUGAGGCUGCUAAGCGAGGACGUUCUCGUGGACGGUAAAUCGGAAGUGAGCGAGAAUGAAUUGAGAGAGUCCAGGAGGCUGGAUGAAUCUGUCGCUGAUUUGGCGAACAAGCGGAAAAAUCGUAGCAAGAAGAACGGUACUGAUAACAGCGAUAAGCAACUUCCUCUCCUACUACAGCGUCGAUCGAUCCCUGAGGAAAUGUAUUUAGCCGACGAUAACGAAUGCUCCGAUAAUCGAAUCGAAUUGAAGUCCAUCAGAAUGCUCGAUCCCGACAGUAUCGAUUCACCUGUAAACAUCUCGAAGACAGACACGGGACCGAUCGAGUCAAGGUCAUCCGAGAGCGACGUCUGGGAUCCGACUAUCGUUCCGGAUUCCCUCGAAAUCUCCGGAGUUUCCUCCGAAAUGUCAGUUCUCGAGGAAUCGAGGAAUCGUCAAGAAAAAUCUCGAGCUUACGACGUCGAACAGAUUGCGAGAUUGAUCGCAACGAACGAUUGCGCGAGACUGGGAGAUAAGAAGCUACGUUUAUCGGAGGCGAAUUGUUCGAACGGCGACGUCAUUAUCGACACGUCGAACGACAGCUGCACCAGCAACGAGAUCAGCAGCGACGAGCUUCACGAGUACGAGGUGACCCAGGUCGAAUCCUUCUUCAACUACAGCAACGGCAAGUUAUUCGAUCAUCAAAUCGACCAAGAAAAUAGCUCGCGUCUUCCCAGUAAUCGCGAUGGCAAAGGAAGCCCGACGAUGCUGAAGAGUGGCGCGAAACGGAGCGUUCAGUUCGAGAAGUCGAUCGACGAGCGAGUUUCGAGCGACUCGAUAAAGACAACGAUCGAUAAGGAUGAUGGCGAUGCUGAGGAGAAUGCUGAAGACAAUGCUGAAGACGAUGCUGAAGACGACGACGACGACGACGACGAGGGUUAUCGUUCCGUUACGUGUCGUCGUCAAGAUGGCGGGACCAGAGACAACGACCCGACGGAACAGGUAGGAGUCGACGUGGGCGACGCAAUAACCAGCAGCAGGAUUCAGGAGACGUCGAGGAGCUCGGAGGAACAAGGUGGCGCGGGCGGCAAGAUCAACACUGCGCAUGACGGCACGGUGAGAGGCGAGAUUGUCGUUCAGGUGGGAGGAAAUAGUGAUGGUAACAGUGAUAGCGGUGGUGGUGGUGGUGGUGAGAGCGCCGAGGAAGGAGACGCGACACGGUUUCGCUCAGUCGAGCGACGCCCGUGCACUCGGCAGGAGAAUGGAUUUCCAGCUGACGUCGGUCCAACGUCGGCGAAGGAUCUUGCGAGAGACCCAGCCCAGCACAACAACAGCAAUAACAUUCACAACGUCAACAACAACAGCGGCGGCAACAACAACAACAACAAGUACAGAAGCCUCGUGAUGAUUACCCAGGAAGCCUCGUACCAACCGGUGAGCGUCGUCACGUCGGACACUACGACGCUCCUGCAACCAUUGGAUGAGAUCCAUUCGGUCGGGAGCCAAGGCGGCCUGGCCAGUUACUUUCAGCUGGCGCUGGAAGCGGCGAGCGAGCCGCAGCCUCAGCGCAAGAACGCUCCGCGAAAGGUGCCUUUGAUGGUGAAGAAGCUGGCGGCGGUCGUGGGGCAUCAAUCGGCGGAGCUCGAGGCGGACAGCGGCUUGAGUGUCGGCAGUGCCAGUGAAAGUGACGACGUGUCCGCGUCGAAGAACGUGCCAAAGUCCUACGGUUGCCGGCAGGAGAGCCAAGAUGACGUGUCCAAUAAGGAUUGUCGCGAGAGUGCGCGAACGCGCGCCUCGUCACAGUCCAGCGAUGAGACGUCCAGCGCCGGCGGGGUCAUCAUCCUCGAGGAGGGUCUGGCCGACGAUGACUCCUGGGUGGAGGAGGUGUCCCACGACGAGGACGAGCCGGGCGCGACCACUGCCACGGAGGAGAGCUCGGAGGACGAAGCUAACAAUUUUGGGGAUCGCGAGGAGGAGCUCAGAGGCUAUCGCAGGCAAGCGAUCGAUUUUACUCUGCACACCAUCGUCGAGGAAUCCUGCGAGGAAAGUGAGACGGAGCCGAGUUUGACCGCGGGAAGUCCCUCGAAGAAGCCGAGACCGCCUUCCGCGUCGGAGUUGGAGAAGUAUUUCUUUUUCGGGUUAGGAGGCGAUGGGAAUAAUUCCAGCAUGGGCUCGCGCGAGGUCGACAGCCUGUCAGAGACCUCGUCGAUCUACUCCGAGGGUCUGGAAUCGCUGGGUCAAGAUGAAGCCAACGGUCAGAAUCAGGAUAGAUCGAACACCAGUGACGGUUUCUUGAAUUCUUCCAGGUUGGAGAAAUAUUAUUUAUCCGAGUUCCUCGGGUUCGAUCAGGACAGAAGAGAUUCCGACGGUUCCGUGGGCAGCGACUCCGAAGGUAGACCCAGUCCGGAAGCGCAGAGGAGAAAAAAAUUGGUACGCGCGAGAGGCACCGGCAGAUCUCACAGUUCCUCUUUGGAUAAUUUGCUGGCGCUCACGCAGACCUCGCAGAACUUGAGCUCGCAAAAUUCCCUCCAGGAUCUGAGUCUCAAUCAGGACGCGCAGGAGACUCAGUCCGAAGGUUCCUCCACGGAGACCGACGGCACCGACGACGGACAAACCGCGGUCUUCGGCACAGACGGUCAGUUCGACACGGUGAAGCGGAAGAAGAAGAAGCCGCGGAAUCUGGGAACUCAGAGUCCACGUGUCCCGGAUGAUCGGAACAAGACGCCGGAACCCAGUAGGGAAAUGAUGCUGAUGAACGAGAUCGUGAUGGAGAACGACAACGAGGCGAUGAACUCCGAGGACUCGGACAGAGCGAAAACUCCGCAGCCGGAAUCCAUUCUAUCCUCGUCUUCCUCGCCGUCUACCCUCACGAAUAGCAGUAACACGUUGAACACGGCCUCGUCUUCGCAGAUGGACUCUUCGAGGAGCUCGGUUACCGUGAACUCGAGCGACGGGCAGCGAUCGAAGCAGCAAUCGCGGGACUCGGGCUUCGUCGGCAGCUGCGACGAUCUUCUUCAGCAUCAGAAGCUACCGGACGAGAGCCAGACCUGCGGGAUGGAGCUGGAGCAGGAAGUCGGCAAGGAUCGCUUGCUCAACAAGAUCUCGGAGCACUCUCAGAACUCGAAUCGGAGUUCCGUAGACGAAGGUGGUGCCGCCAACGCGGAGAGAAACGUGGCGAAGCAUCCGGUGAACCAUGCGAGUCUGCCGCAUCUGGCGAACGCUUCGCUGUCGCGCAAGGACAGCUUCAACAACUGGUCCAGCGACGAGGAGACGAAUCUCAUGAUGUCGAAGAUGCGGCAGUUCUUCAAGACCAUGGUCGCCAAUUCGAACGGACAGGCGCCACCGGGUCAGAGCGUCGCGAACUCCAGCGGAGUCUCUCCCGCUCCGAGUCCGCGACUUCCCGGUUACGCUUCGAAGGCGCGUCUCUACGCGCAGAAUAAUCGCACGAAACCGCCGCAGCUGGUCUACUUCGAGAACGAGCUCACGCGACUGAUGAAGACGGUCCCGGGGAUACGCGACGAGCAGGUGCGAGAGAUUGUGGAGUACCUCAGCUCGGAAGACACGUGGUCGGACUCAUAUGACAGCUCGGAUUACACCAGCUCCGACCUUGAGGGCGCCGCCAGCGGGCGUAGAUCGGCUCUGCAGGAGCAGAUCUCGCAGAGCUGUCAGCAGAUCAUCAGCAAGUUCGACACGACAUCCGGCGGGACCGGAAGUGGCGGCAACAACGGCGACGUGACGCUCUCGGACAAGGAUAAAGGCCCGCGCUCUGGUACCGCGAUGCAAAACGCGCCCUGCCUGGGCAGAGACACCGCGUUCGUCUACCAGAAGCUGGUCCAGAGCUUCACGAAGAUGGCGGGCGACGGCGUGAGCUCGGACGCCAACUCCACGCCGCACAGCAGCCCGCCGUUGAUCGCCAAAGUGAUGCACCACAUUGGUAGCAGGUUGGUAGCGCUGAUGCACGAGGUCUCGGAAGGUGGUCCCGCCGCGCAUCAUCACUCCACCACCUGGAGACGGUACUCCCAGCAUCAUCGGACCCCGUCUUCGACGUCCACCACCGAGGACGACGAUUCGACCUCCGAUUCCGCGAAUACACCCUCGUCGGCGCAUCUGCAGCUACCCAGGUCCAAGUCCCACGAUCCUUUGCUGCUGAUCAACAGUCAGCCGGCGGCCUCCGCCGGAAUCUGCCAGGAAGGCGAGGAACGAGAGGCCAGUGAUUACGAGAGAUUUUCCUGGCGAGGUAGUUUCGAGUCGGCCCUGAUGGCCGCCGAUUCCAGGACGAAAUUGAGCCUGUUGGCGUGUUCCGGUGACGUAAGUGCUGGUGGUGCCGGUGGUGGAAGUGCUAGUGCGAGUGCGAGUGCUCUGGCCGCGAAACGACGCAGCGCCGGCGACCUCUUGUUCAACCCGAAGAGCUUCUCCAGGGAGCAGCUGGACAGGGUGAGAAGCUGCGGCUCGAUCGGCGGCGGAAGUGGCGGCGGAAAUAGCGGAACCGUCGGUGGCUCCGUUGAAGAGAGGAUCUGGAGCAACCGGAGGAGAUCCUCCGUUCCUGAUGCCAAUACCAGAGGAGAGUCAGGUGCAUCGGCCGGCGACGAGGACACCGAGGAUGAGCUGGAAUACGGCGGGGAAUCGCGAGCGACGACUCUCCCACGUGGCAUGCAAUCCGCAAUCAGUGCGGCUACGAAUUCUCUGCCGCGACUGCCGGCCGGAUCCGGUCCGCCCACCGGUCUGACGACGAUGACGUCGACGAUGUCGUCGACGUCGUCGUCCGCGUCGCCGAUGCACAAGGCCCACAGCGUCUACCACUUCCUGCCGCAGCACAGCAGCGUCAAGUCCGCCCGGUAUCGGCCACCCGGCUUCGCCAGGAACAGCAACGUAGGGCCCGGCGCGAUCGGGCCCAAACGCGCCGUCAGCGCGCCGGGUCUUCAAGUUUCCGGUUCGCAAUCGGCCGCCGGAAAGCGGGACAACUCGCGGUCCAGGAGAUCGCAGCAGGCGAUGUCUCUCACGUCGGAUGAUGGAAGCAGCUUGUCAGAGGCAUGCAGCACACCGAUUAUCGGAGCAGGAUCACGAGCAGGAUCUAGUCAUACAGUGAUAGACAUGGACGAUAUGGAUCCGAGCCAUCUCGCUACUCGCUCGUCUCUGUCGAGUCUUGGAGCACGCUCGGACUCGAUGGCGUCGGUAUACAGCGGUGCGGGCGAGGGACGUUGCUGUCGAUCCGUGGUCGUCACGGGCGAGGUGGAGUUUGCCUUACAGUACGACUAUAAGAAUCUGACGUUUGAGGUGCACGUGACCAAGUGCAAGAACCUCGCGCCCGUCGACGUGAAGCGCAAACGAUCGGAUCCGUACGUCAAGGUAUAUCUCUUGCCGGACAAGUCGAAGAGUGGCAAGAGGAAGACAAAGGUGAAGAAGCACACGUUGAAUCCGGAAUUCAACGAGACGUUAAAGUUCCAUAUGAGCCUGAGCGGCCUGGAGACGAGAACGCUAUGGUUGACGGUCUGGCACUCGGACAUGUUCGGUCGCAACGACUUCCUCGGCGAGGUGCGAAUGCCCCUGGAGAACAAGAUAUUCGACGACCCGGCGCCACACUGGUAUCCCCUACAAGAGAGGACGGAACCGUUCGAUGAUCCGGUUGCAUACAAGGGCGAGGUGAUUGUCGGCCUGAAAUUCGUGCCGCCGGAUCCGGCGCAGCAAGAACGCGAUCGAGAGAGCGGCGUGGAACGUGGAAGUUCCAAGGCGAGGAAAAACUGGAGCCGCGGCGCUCUCCACGUGCUUGUCAAGGAGGCCAGAAACCUGCAAACGCGCGGCAAGAAUUCAGGCACCUGCGAUCCCUUUUGCAAAAGCUAUUUGCUUCCCGACAAAGGCCGAUCUGGUAAGCAAAAGACCGGCGUCGUUCGUAGAUCUGGUGGUUCGCCAGUUUGGGGACACACGUUUAUCUACAAGGACGUCAGUUUGCAAGAAUUAGCAGAACGUGGAUUGGAAUUAACAGUCUGGGAUCACGAUCGAAUCGCCAGCAACGAAUUCCUCGGCGGGGUUCGAUUUAAUCUCGGCACUGGGAAGCAUUAUGGGAAACCGGUGGAUUGGAUGGACGCGACCGGUCGCGAAUUAUCUCUGUGGCAGAACAUGCUGGAGAGACCGAACUUUUGGGUCGAGGGUGCAGUGACGUUGAGGCCAAAUUUGCACAAUCACGGGAAGAGCAACGGCUCUUAAAAGCAGCAACGAAACGCGAAUCAUUUCCGAGAAAGAGAGGAAAGUCCGAUCCGGAAGUGCUGAUUUAGUCCAAGUCGAUUAUUGUACAUAGCUCUAAAAACGUCGCGCGUUAUUCUAAAUAAUCGUGAAUAAUAAUGAAAAAUCAGUGCCUUCGGGAGCAACGUAAACUCGAAUUUUUUGAACGAGCCUAGAAAAUGUCCUGCGAACUUCCGGUCCGCUGCGAAGAUCAUCAUCAAUUCAGUAUAUCAUUUUUUGUCGCGAUUCUGAAUUCUUUUUUAUAUAAUCUAGUAUAAUAAUUAUGUAAUUAUGUAAUCUUUUGGGUUUUUCGUUUAUUCUUAUUUCGCGUUAUUAUUUUCUAUAUAAAUCAUUUUCAUAUAAAAGUUUCAUAAAAUUUCUAUUAUAUAUGAUUUCUGAUAAUCACAUUGUACAUAACAAAUGAUUGCUUUCUUGAUUUCUUUUUAGCAAUAUGUUUUAUUUUUAUUUUAUUACCACAUUUUGAUAAUUCUAUUAAAAGAAUCUUAUUUCUUGAUGAAAAUUAGACAAUUCAUUUGUUCUUAUAAGUCACUUUUCCUUGAUUCAUUUAGCGAUAAAAAUUCUAAAAGAAUUGAUUAUACAUUAGACUGUUUUGCUAUUUCCUACUUGUGUAUUUUUUCAUUGUAUCUUCCUUUAUGCAAAGCCGGAAUUCGUAACAACUACAUUAAAUAACAUAAUUGACGUGCCAAACUUGAAAAGUUGUGGCGAAUUCAUGCUGCGAUUAAUUUCCUUAAUAUUUAUAUAUUUUUCAAGUUGAAGUUAUACAUUAUUAGAUAACUACUUGGCUAGUUUCGAUGUUAUUGUGUCUUAAAAAAUACUAUUUAAUUUCAUAAUUCAAAAGUUUCCUUUCUUUGCAAAUUCUUAUCAAAAUCAAAACGAGAUAUAUUUUGUUUUCUAUUUGGAAGCUGCUGCACGUUAUAUAUUUUUCCUUAUUAUUUUCGAUUGUAAUUAUUAUGAAGGGAGAAUGAAUUCCUAGAUAAAUAUAUACAAACUAUGCAAUUAAUCUCGUGCAAUAUUAUAAAUCAUCGAUAUUCUUGAAAAAAUAUUUUUAGGUUCUUAAAAAAUCCCGAAACGGGAAUUUAGGAGCAAAAGUUCGUCCGUCCAAACAUUUGGCGGAAUGAUUGUCAGCAUCUACGGAUAUGUAUGUAGUAAAUUCUUCGCUAUUCGCGAAUAAAUAAAUUAGAAAUGAAUAAGUUCUCGUUAAGUUCUAAACGUUGAAUUGCGAAGCGUUUCCAAAAUUCUAUCUCAUAGAAAAGAUAUCUGAAAAAUGAUUUGACGUUACAUAAAAAUAAUUAAAAAUUUUGUACAACUACGAAAAAAUACAAAAAA